AAAUAGAAUCUUUGACGUAUUGUGCAACUGAUUUUUUUCAUCGUGCAAAAAAGUGUUUUUUGAUAAAAUUUCACAUACCAGCACAGCUGCAUUUAAGGGAAACCAGCAACAAGUUAAGUGUGUCACCAGGAGUAACCCGAAUAACAAUAUAGCAUUAUGAUUUUCCAACAAUUCACCAGAUUCUUGCACACCAGCCGCAUUGUGUUUGCCGGCGCAGAGAAAAGUGCAUUGGCAGCGUUGAGAAAAAAGACCGGUUACACAUUUGCCAACUGCAAGAAGGCCCUGGAAAUGCACAAUAAUGAUUUAAAAUUGGCUGAGAAAUGGUUGAAUGAACAGGCCCAAAGUCUUGGCUGGUCUAAGGCUACUAAAUUGGCUGAGAGAGCUACUGCUCAAGGUUUAGUGGGUGUUUUGAUUAAAGGCAACAUUGGCGCCAUGGUGGAGGUUAAUUGUGAAACAGAUUUUGUAGCCCGUAAUGAAAAUUUUAAAGGUUUUGUUGACCAUGUCUCCAGAGUAUGUGCUCAAUAUACAGAACUUACACAAUUUGAUGGAGACUUGUGGAAGUCUGGUUUCGAGGCAGAAGCUUUAAAAAACCUCAAAACUGCUGAUGGUAAAACCUUGGCCGAUCAUUUGGCUUUAUUGAUUGGCACCGUGGGUGAGAAUGCCUCCAUUAAGCGCGCCAUUUGCUUCAAAGUCAACAAUGAUAUGAAACUUUCGGGCUAUGCCCAUCCCCAGGCAAGCAACCAAGAGUCAACACAAAAUAUUACACAAGUUGGUAAAUAUGGUGCCAUUGUAGCAUUCCGAGGCGAUAAUGCUGAUGAGGAGUUACACAAGAACCUGUGUCAACACAUUGUCGGUUUAAAUCCCAAAAAAGUGGGUGAAGCUGGUAAGGACAAACCCAAUGCCAAUAAGGACGAUGAAACCUGCCUUAUUCACCAGGAAUAUUUACUUGAUGAUGACAAGACCGUGGGCGAGGUAUUGCAGGAGAAUAAUUUGUCGAUUAUCGACUAUCAACGUUUCGAAUGUGGCGAGGCAGCUGCCAAUGAGGAUUUGGAAAAGGCUAAACUCAGUAAUUGACAAAUGCGCGAGGGUAUAUUUGACAAAGAUUGGUGAUAGUGUAGUGACAACAUGUUUAUUUAGUUUUUAAUAAAUGUUGGUUAUAUUUUCCGAGAAAAA
Messenger RNA from Calliphora vicina (urban bluebottle blowfly), 1173 nucleotides. It is a transcript of the gene mEFTs, whose product is annotated as elongation factor Ts, mitochondrial. Gene Ontology annotation, molecular function: translation elongation factor activity; protein binding. The record is from RefSeq and is a predicted model, not a curated record. Bases 157 to 1074 code for a protein of 305 amino acids. The transcript has 4 exons. NCBI's taxonomy places the organism in Eukaryota, Metazoa, Arthropoda, Insecta, Diptera, Calliphoridae. Gene Ontology annotation, cellular component: mitochondrial matrix. Gene Ontology annotation, biological process: mitochondrial translational elongation.